AUGCGUUCCCUUAUCACAGGGAUUUCUACUUCAUUUCUCACGUUCAGCGUGUAUUUGACGGUGGUCCAUGGCAAUAAAGCUGAAGUCAAUAAGCAUCUCGAACUUGGUAAAUCAUUUCUCGCGAAAGGCCAAUUCGCCGAUGCACUUACUCAUUAUCAUGCUGCAAUAGAAAUGGAUCCAACGAAUUAUUUAACGUUUUAUCGAAGGGCAACUGUUUAUCUUGCUAUGGGCAAGAGUAAACAAGCUAUUCCAGAUCUCGACAAAGUUGUUGAACUCAAAGAAGAUUUCACAGCGGCUAGAAUACAAAGGGGAAAUGUUCUCCUGAAACAGGGUGAAAUUGAUGCUGCUGAGAGCGAUUUCCACGCAGUCUUGGCCACUGAACCAUCACACUCUGAAGUUUCGGCAAAACUUGACCUCAUUGCGGAUCUACGGCAAUACGUUCAUCAAGCUAAAUCAUUCUACGAACGAGAUGAUCAACAUUCUGCUGAAUACUACUUGAACAAAGCACUUGAGCAUCUCGUCUGGGAUCCGUCAUUGUAUCGGAUGCGUGCAAAAUGUCUGGAAUCUCGUGGUGAAAUUCGUAAAGCAAUCGCUGAUAUGCGAACACUUACUAAACUAGUGGCCGACAGUACGGAAGACUUCCUGAAAAUUUCUCACCUUUACUAUGGAAUCGGAGAUGUAGAAGAAGCACUUUCUCAAAUCCGAGAAUGUCUGAAACUUAAUCCUGACCACAAGGAGUGCUUCCCUUUUUAUAAGAAGGUGAAGAAACUUGCCAAAAUGCGAGAAUCCUUGAAUGAUGCUAAGCAGCGUGAAGACUGGAUGGGUUGUCUUGAAAAAGGUCAACAGAUCCUCAAAUACGAAAAUAAAGUGCUUGGUAUUCAAAUGGAUACGUUCCGGCAGCUCUGUAAAUGUAAUAUGGAAGCCGGUCAUAUCACUGAGGCAAUCCAGCAAUGCACAGAAGUGCUAACAAACAGCGAUCCGAACGAUGUGGACGUUCUCUGUGACCGAGCUGAGGCAUACAUAAUGGACGAACGAUACGAUGAAGCUAUCGAAGACUAUCAGAAAGCCCAGCAGGUGAACGAGGAUUCGAGACGAGUUCGAGAAGGUUUAGAUAAAGCACAGAAACUGAAAAAACAAGCCGGAAAACGAGAUUACUACAAAAUUCUUGGACUCAAAAGAAAUGCCAGUAAACGCGAUAUUACGAAGGCGUAUCGAAAAAUGGCGCAGAAAUGGCAUCCUGAUAACUUUAACGAUGCGGCCGAAAAGAAGAAAGCUGAACAGAAGUUUAUCGAUAUUGCUGCCGCUAAGGAAGUGUUAUCGGAUGACGAAAAACGUGCCCAAUAUGAUCAAGGAAUCGAUCCACUUGACCCAGAGGCACAACAACAAGGUCACACACAUUUUCAUUCCGGGUUCCCGGGCGGUUUUAUGUUCCGUGAAGGUGGCGGACCGUUUAGUUUUAAGUUUAAUUUUUAA
Messenger RNA from Necator americanus (New World hookworm), 1473 nucleotides. RefSeq lists its product as uncharacterized. Gene Ontology annotation, biological process: protein folding in endoplasmic reticulum. Lineage: Eukaryota; Metazoa; Nematoda; Chromadorea; Rhabditida; Ancylostomatidae. Gene Ontology annotation, molecular function: protein-folding chaperone binding; misfolded protein binding. Bases 1 to 1473 code for a protein of 490 amino acids. The transcript has 13 exons. The record is from RefSeq and is a predicted model, not a curated record. Gene Ontology annotation, cellular component: endoplasmic reticulum.